AUGUCGAAUCUACCGUAUGCUGCGGAUGCCGAUUCGCCAUUGAAGCCUGAGGAGCUGGCGAUUCUGCAAUCACAGUUCCGAAGUGAGGGCAUCAUGGUGUCAGUUCAGUGUAAAUUCAACUAUGCCUGGGGCCUGAUUAAGAGUACGAAGCGGCAGGAACAGCUCGAGGGCGUGAAGCUGUUGACGGAGAUUUUCAAGGAUGCACCUGAGCGACGACGAGAAUGCCUGUAUUACCUUGCGCUUGGGCACUUUAAGCUUGGGAAUUAUACGGAUGCGCGCAAGUACAACAAUACGCUGCUGGCGAAGGAGCCGCACAAUAUGCAGGCGCAGUCGCUUCGGCAGUUGAUUGAUGACCGUGUUGCGAAGGACGGGUAUAUUGGGGUUGCGAUUGUUGGAAGUGCGCUUGCGCUGGUCGCAGCAACAACCCAAGACCCUAGCAAUCAACGCGCUCAUCAAACAAUGUCGCAGGCAGAUAUCCAAGAUCGUAUCGCAGCUGCGCGGAAAGAGGCAGAAGGCCUUAAAGAGCGCAUCAAGCGCAAGAAAGAACAACUCGCCGAUACCGACCUCCGUACCAUGGCGCAGAGUAUCGAUGCCAUCCCCAAAGUGGGCAUGAAGGUGAAACGUACCCUCAAAGGCCAUCUCGCAAAAAUCUAUGCCAUGCACUGGGCUACCGAUCGGCGACACCUCUUGUCCGCUUCGCAGGACGGUAAACUCAUCAUUUGGGAUGCGUAUACAACCAACAAGAUCCACGCAAUCCCCCUUCGCAGCUCAUGGGUCAUGACCUGUGCGUAUGCACCCUCUGGCAAUCUUGUCGCUUGCGGUGGACUCGACAAUAUCUGCAGCAUCUACAACUUGACCUCACGCGAGGGACCCAGUCGUGUGGGUCGUGAACUUUCGGGUCAUGCAGGAUACCUCUCCUGCUGUCGUUUCAUCAACGAUCGUCGCAUUUUGACAUCGUCUGGUGAUAUGACCUGUUUGCUAUGGGAUACAGAAUCUGGUGCGAAAAUCUCUGAAUUCACAGAUCACCUGGGAGAUGUCAUGUCCUUGUCCCUCAACCCAGCAAACCAAAACAUCUUUGUGUCUGGUGCGUGUGAUUCUUUUGCAAAAGUCUGGGAUAUUCGAACGGGUAAAGCGGUACAGACCUUUGCCGGUCAUGAGUCUGACAUCAACGCCAUUCAAUUCUUUCCAAAUGGUGAAGCAUUUGGAACAGGCAGUGAUGAUGCAACGGCCAGGUUGUUUGAUUUACGAGCAGAUCGUGAACUCAACCAAUACACGAGUGAAUCCAUCUUGUGUGGUAUAACGAGUGUUGCGUUUUCCGCAAGUGGCAGGUUGUUGUUUGCCGGGUAUGAUGAUUUCAACUGUAACGUUUGGGAUGUCCUCAAGGGCGAACGCGUAGGUGUCUUGCAAGGGCAUGAUAACCGUGUUUCCUGCCUCGGCGUCUCGAAUGAUGGAUUGUCGCUGUGUACGGGAUCUUGGGAUGCAUUGCUCAAGGUGUGGGUUUGA
Molecule: messenger RNA, 1503 nt
Organism: Protomyces lactucae-debilis
Lineage: Eukaryota; Fungi; Ascomycota; Taphrinomycetes; Taphrinales; Protomycetaceae
Product: WD40-repeat-containing domain protein
Exons: 4
Coding region: 1-1503 (500 amino acids)
Biological process (GO): G protein-coupled receptor signaling pathway
Cellular component (GO): heterotrimeric G-protein complex; cytoplasm
Molecular function (GO): signaling receptor complex adaptor activity; protein binding
Source: RefSeq, a predicted model, not a curated record